This is a messenger RNA of Canis lupus familiaris (dog), 3202 nucleotides long. RefSeq names its product EH domain containing 1 (gene EHD1). Bases 7 to 1743 code for a protein of 578 amino acids. Gene Ontology annotation, cellular component: plasma membrane; presynaptic membrane; clathrin-coated pit. Gene Ontology annotation, molecular function: GTP binding; protein binding; calcium ion binding. NCBI's taxonomy places the organism in Eukaryota, Metazoa, Chordata, Mammalia, Carnivora, Canidae. The record is from RefSeq and is a predicted model, not a curated record. The transcript has 7 exons. Gene Ontology annotation, biological process: clathrin-dependent synaptic vesicle endocytosis; endosomal transport.
GGGGGAAUGAGCCUAAUGGAACAGCCAGGACCUGUCACCACCCGGCCUGGGAUGCUCUACCCCUCGGCCUCCUCUCUCCACUACCUCGUUCCUAUCUCUCCGUCUCCCGAAGCAGCAGCCAGCCCCGCGCCCGGCAGCAUGUUCAGCUGGGUCAGCAAGGAUGCCCGCCGCAAGAAGGAGCCGGAGCUCUUCCAGACGGUGGCCGAGGGGCUGCGGCAGCUGUACGCGCAGAAGCUGCUGCCGCUGGAGGAGCACUACCGCUUCCACGAGUUCCACUCGCCCGCGCUGGAGGACGCCGACUUCGAUAACAAGCCCAUGGUGCUCCUCGUGGGCCAGUACAGCACGGGCAAGACCACCUUCAUCCGGCACCUGAUCGAGCAGGACUUCCCGGGAAUGCGCAUCGGGCCCGAGCCCACCACCGACUCCUUCAUCGCGGUCAUGCACGGCCCCACCGAGGGUGUGGUGCCGGGCAACGCGCUCGUCGUCGACCCGCGGCGCCCCUUCCGCAAGCUCAACGCCUUCGGCAACGCCUUCCUCAACAGGUUCAUGUGUGCCCAGCUGCCCAACCCGGUCCUGGACAGCAUAAGCAUCAUCGACACUCCUGGGAUCCUGUCCGGAGAGAAACAGCGCAUCAGCAGAGGUUACGACUUCGCAGCUGUCCUGGAGUGGUUUGCUGAGCGGGUCGACCGCAUCAUCCUGCUCUUUGACGCCCACAAGCUGGACAUCUCUGACGAGUUCUCCGAGGUCAUCAAGGCCCUCAAGAACCAUGAGGACAAGAUCCGUGUGGUGCUGAACAAAGCCGACCAGAUUGAGACCCAGCAGCUGAUGCGGGUCUACGGGGCUCUCAUGUGGUCCCUGGGGAAGAUCAUCAACACCCCCGAGGUUGUCAGAGUAUACAUCGGCUCCUUCUGGUCCCACCCACUCCUCAUCCCUGACAAUCGCAAGCUCUUUGAGGCGGAGGAACAGGACCUCUUUAAAGACAUCCAGUCUCUGCCCCGAAAUGCUGCCCUCAGGAAGCUCAAUGACCUGAUCAAGCGGGCACGGCUGGCCAAGGUCCACGCCUACAUCAUCAGCUCCCUCAAGAAGGAGAUGCCCAAUGUCUUUGGUAAAGAGAGCAAAAAGAAGGAGCUGGUGAACAACUUGGGAGAGAUCUAUCAGAAGAUUGAGAGGGAGCAUCAGAUCUCCCCCGGGGACUUCCCAAGCCUCCGCAAGAUGCAGGAACUCCUGCAGACUCAGGACUUCAGCAAGUUCCAGGCCUUGAAGCCCAAGCUGCUAGACACAGUGGAUGACAUGCUGGCGAAUGACAUUGCCCGGCUGAUGGUGAUGGUUCGCCAGGAGGAGUCCUUGAUGCCCUCCCAGGCUGUGAAGGGCGGUGCCUUCGACGGCACCAUGAACGGGCCCUUUGGGCACGGCUACGGCGAAGGGGCCGGCGAGGGCAUCGAUGACGUAGAGUGGGUAGUGGGUAAGGACAAGCCCACCUACGACGAGAUCUUCUACACACUAUCGCCUGUCAAUGGUAAGAUCACGGGCGCCAAUGCCAAAAAGGAGAUGGUGAAAUCCAAGCUGCCCAACACGGUACUGGGGAAGAUCUGGAAGCUGGCCGACGUGGACAAGGAUGGGCUGCUGGAUGAUGAGGAGUUUGCCCUAGCCAACCACCUCAUCAAAGUCAAGCUAGAGGGCCAUGAGCUGCCUGCCGACCUGCCCCCACACCUGAUCCCCCCCUCCAAGCGGAGGCAUGAGUGAGCGUAGCACCCCCGCCCGGCAGGGCUGCUGUGGGGAGGGGAAGGGCCAUAAAGACUGAGCCAUGAUUCUGCAGCUCUUGCAAAGAAAAACCACCAUCUUUCUUUUCAGGCCGUUCCUGGGCCCAGCAGGGAGGCGGGUAAUAGUCGUAUGUGAAUGAUGGAAUUUUGUGCACAAGAACUAUGGAUAUUUUUAAUAUAUAAUGUUAGAGGCAGUAUUCUUUCGUGCCUCCUCCGUCUGACAGCCCCAUGCACACAAGCCCCUGUCCUGCCCUGUUCUCCUCUGCUGUACAGCAGCGCCUCCCAUGGCUCACUGACCUCCCUAUCCUGGCAGCUGCGGGGGCCCUGGGGCCCUGUGUAGACAGGAACCCCAGGAUUCCAGUUCAUUUCUGAGUUUGAGUGCUACUUUGCUGGGCCAGUGGCUCCUGCCCUGUCCAGCUCUGCCCUCUCCCCCUGCUCCUGGAUUGACUUGGUUCUGGUGCCUUCUUCCCUUGCCCUGCCAUGCACAGGCCUUGCUCUUUGUUCCUAUCCACCCCCCGCCCCCAGCUUGACUACCCCAACUACCUUUAUGAGGUCCAGGGGAUGAGCAGGGAUGCGAGAACAUUUCCCAGAAAAACAUAAGCUAGCUGUGUUCUGUAAAGUGACACCUUCCGUACUUGAUGGAAUUUUCAGUAACUGCCCAACCACUUGUUCAGAAGCUGUGAUUUCUGUCUCCUUUCCCACAGUCCACCCAGGGGCCAUUGGAUGUGCAGAGUACACCAUUGGGAACCCCAGAGUUUGUGUUUCCUGCUUUUCCCUUUCACUUUCCCGGAACAUUCUGGUUUGCCUCCUCCCCCACCUCGGCUGGGUGGUGGGCCCUCACGGACCUGGCAGGCUCGGUGCUCCAACCUGGGCCUAGUUUUCCAGACAGCAGAGACCAGGGACAGCGCAACCCCUUCCCUCCUCCUGUGACCAUUCAUUUCCCAUGGAAGCUCUGUCCUCCCUCCUCCCAUCAAGCAAAGGAGGGCAGCGUAUGUCUUGGAUCUCCUGAAAAUGACCUCCUUCCAGGCUGAGCAUCCAGGCUGCCUCGUCAGCUUUGCUGUGGCCAGGUUGUCCCAGCACACCCAGAGGGCCUGGAUGCACUUGCUGGUUCCUCACGGGCCCCUGGUGGGGGAGCAAGCUUCGCACCAGGCACUCCCAGGGUAGGUCUCAGGGACUUCUCCAUCUGACCUCUUCUGGCCCCCACCGAGCCCUUCAGUGCUGCUCUCUGGGCCUCCACUGGGUCUGACUCCCUGGCACUGGCCUCUGUACCUGCAGCUGGCUUUGGCCCACCACUGUGCAGCAUUAGGGGAGGAUGGAGGCAGCCUCCUGGUCGGGAAGUCACUGCAAGGUGCUGUGGCUCAUCUGCACUUGGCUUUGGGAAGAAAGGGCAACUGAAGACAACUUUCUUUCUUGCAUUAAAAAAAAAGUUUAAUUGUGCCGAA